AUGGCCGCCAGACGCUUGCUGGAGCAAGCUCUUCCAGGUGCCCUGGGCGGGGAAGAACGCUCCGUGCCUUCAUCCGGCCAGGAGGUGGAAGUGAAGCUCCUGCCGCGCAAGACGCCAGGUGAAAGCUUGGAGAACAAGGUGCUCCUGGCGCCCCGGAGCGCACCGCUCGAGCGCCGCAAGGUGGAGCCUCCUGUUUCACUCCUUCAACGUGGCCUCAGGGACUUGGUCGCACAACCGCCGGUCCCGCCCACCGUGCGGCUGAAGGAGAGACGCGUGCCAUCAGAGACCUCCUCACCAGUCGGGGUGCGCUUACAGGCGCGGCGCGAUGCGCCCACUCUUCACGCCCGGCGCGUCAUCGAGGAGCCCAGUGCUUCGGACGAGGUCGAGGAGGAACAGGACCUUGAAGAGUCCGAGGAGCGAGACGCGGAUCCUGUGGACUUCGACGACGAGGAGGACUCGCGAAGGUCGGAGGUGCUCCUUGCAGCCUCGGGGUCUCCCAGCCAGUCUCGGAGGCCACGGCCGAGUAUGACCGAAGCCAGGCGGCGAUCGCCGGUGACGGCCUCUCCACGGUCCAAGGCAGCACCGGCUCAGCCUCCGCCUGGAAGGUACCAGUACCCUUCGGAGAUCUCCAGCGACGAGGGCCCGUCGGCGUCGCAGUUGGUCGAGUCAGAGUCUGCGGAGAAGGAGGAAAGCCUUUCAGAGUCCGAGGCGGAGGAAUCGGAGGAAGAGGAUGGAGCCUCAUCGGAGGAGUCCCGAGCUGCUCGCGCUGCCUUGGCAAAGAAGGCCUUGGCAAGAAAGGAGGAGGAGAGGCGUCGGAAGGCCGCCGAAGCGGCGCAGAAAAAGCGCCAGGAGGCCAAGACACGCUCACGCUCGCGAGAGCCCCCACGAUCUGCGCCUAAGGAGGUGAAGAAGGAGGAGAAGGCCAAAAAGGAGACCAAGGAGGACAAGAAGAAGUCGAAGAAGGAUGAAGAUGAGAAGCCCAAAAAGGAGGAUGCUGCCAAACGAGAAAAGGCCAAAAAGAAGAAGAAGGACACCGAAGAAGAGAAAAGGCGAGAAAAGGAACUCGAGGAAGAGAGGAAGAAGGAGAAGAAAGAAGAGGAGAGGAGGAAAGAGAAGCAACGUGAGGAGGAGAAGAGAAGAAAGGAGCGUGAGGAGGAGGAGGAGGAGAAAAGAAAAGAACGUGAGGAGGAGAAAAAAGAGAAAGGAACGUGA
Durusdinium trenchii is the source of this 1212-nucleotide messenger RNA. NCBI's taxonomy places the organism in Eukaryota, Dinophyceae, Suessiales, Symbiodiniaceae. The record is from the annotation of a GenBank genome assembly.